Molecule: messenger RNA, 4083 nt
Organism: Acanthopagrus latus (yellowfin seabream)
Lineage: Eukaryota; Metazoa; Chordata; Actinopteri; Spariformes; Sparidae
Gene: cacng8b
Product: calcium channel, voltage-dependent, gamma subunit 8b
Exons: 7
Coding region: 958-2202 (414 amino acids)
Biological process (GO): neurotransmitter receptor internalization; neurotransmitter receptor transport, postsynaptic endosome to lysosome; postsynaptic neurotransmitter receptor diffusion trapping
Cellular component (GO): AMPA glutamate receptor complex; postsynaptic density membrane
Molecular function (GO): voltage-gated calcium channel activity; channel regulator activity
Source: RefSeq, a predicted model, not a curated record
GAGAAAUAGAGGAGGACAGAGGAGCAGGCGGAGCAGGCGGAGCAGGCAGACAGGCAGGCAGGCGGUGCAGGCGGUGCAGGCGGGAGCGCUCGUCCAAACCGGAGGGGAGGGGGAGACGCAUUCUCCCCGAGUACACACAAGCAGCGGCCACAUCCUCUGUAGACAAAUCCGUGUUCAGUGACGUGUUUUGUAUUAGCCUUUUCUUUCUAUGCAUGCUCCCAUCACUGGCUGGUUUCAUUUUUAUUUUUUUUUUAAAUAACCAGGAUUUAAAGCCGCGCUCUUCUUCAUCAUCAUCAGCAUCAUCAUCAUCAUCAUCAUCAUCAUCAUCAUCACCUCCUUCUUCUUCUCCUCAUCAACUCUAAUCAUCCUCUUUUUUCCCCCCUCUAUCUAUUCAUUUAUUUUUGCGCCUCGGUCGACCCGUUUAUCCAGCCUCGUCCACCGUCCACCCCCCUGUACUCCUUUUUCUUUUUUUUUUUUCUCCCCCUCCAUCUCCUCCUCUCUGGGAGUGCGACGCGCUGCGAUUCUCUGAAAUCAGAAAAAGCCUGCAGACUCGGAUCACAUCUGGGCUAAAAAGGUGGAGGGGAGACGUCUUGAGUUGGAGACAGAGCGUGCACUGCAGCAUUCAGGAGUUACCCUGCACUGCCAGGGAGCAAGGUGCAGCAGCAGUGACCACGAUGCAAGUUUUCUGCUAACAGAGGACGGACGGACAGCGGGACAAGCGUCCAAGCCACAAACCUCCACCAGCGGCAGCUGUCCACUGAGAAAGACAGAAAGAAAAGAGAGAGAGCGCGCAAGAGAAAGAGGCAAAAGAGAGAGAACGAGUGUAAGAAGGAGCGAGGGGAGCGGGUGAAAACAGUCGAUGGAUGCUGUCCGGAUUGAGGGGACAGCACGUUUCUCACUGACGAGGAAAAGAAAGAUUUCAAAAUUGAGUCGAAGGAUAGAAACUCGCCGUCAGGCAUGGUGUGUGAGAAGGGGAUCCAGAUCCUCCUCACCACCGUGGGGGCAUUCGCUGCCUUCGGCCUGAUGACGGUGGCUAUAGGGACGGACUACUGGCUGUACUCCCGUGCCCUCAUCUGCAACAGCACAGCCAACGUCACCCAGGAUGAUCCCCAUAACAAGGACAAGAAGGAUCCUGGGGCGCUCACCCACUCUGGACUGUGGAGGAUAUGCUGCCUGGAAGGAGUGAAGAGAGGAGUGUGUUCUCAGAUCAACCACUUCCCAGAGGACGCAGACUUUGACCAUGAUGGGGCAGAGUACGUCCUACGGGUAGUCAGGGCUUCCAACAUCUUCCCGAUCCUCAGUGCCAUCCUGCUGCUGAUGGGAGGGGUGUGCAUCGCUGCUAGUCGUUUCUAUAAGAGCAAACGGAACAUCAUCCUGGGGGCCGGGAUUCUCUUUGUGGCUGCAGGUCUGAGCAACAUCAUCGGUGUGAUCGUGUACAUCUCGGCUGCACUGGGGGACAUCUCUCCUAAGAAGGAUGAGGACAAGAAGUGGCAGUACUCCUACGGUUGGUCCUUCUACUUCGGAGGCCUGUCCUUCAUCAUGGCCGAGAUGGUGGGGGUGCUGGCCGUCAACAUCUACAUCGAGAAGAACAAGGAGCUGCGCUGUCGCUCGCGCACCGACAUCUUCAAGAGCACCACGCACGCCAUGCUCCGCCUGCCCAGCUACCGCUUCCGCCGCCGCUCCCGCUCGUCGUCGCGCUCCACCGACCCCUCGCGCUCCCGGGACCCCUCACCUGUAGGAGGUGGGGGCAAGAACUUCGGCCUGCCCCCCUCUGCGCUGCUCUCCCAGGGGCCCAUCUCGGUGUCCACUUUACCGAACCCCCACUCUCGCUCCCACACGGCCCUGGCUGGAGGCGACAUCUCCCUCUACACGUUGUCCCGUGACCCCAAACUGGGGGGUUUGCCGCCCAUGUAUGGAACGGUGGACAGGGCCACGCUCUACCAGCUCCACAACUGCUUCCCAAAGGAUGGAGGUGGAGGUGGAGGGGUGAUGAUGAGCGGCACACUUCCCUCGCUUAAGUCGCACAACCCUUCCAACUCUUCCAACUCCAACGCGCCGAUGCCCAACUCGGUGGGCUCCGGCCCUCCACCCUUCACCUCGUCCACAGUAGACAGGGAGCGAGGGAUGGGGACUCUGGACAGGCUGAAGGGAGACAGGGAGAGCAACUCGAACACCCUGAAUAGGAAGACAACACCUGUGUAGGGAGGAGGGAGAGGCGAGAGAGAAGGGAGGGAAGGAGAGGUAGUGAUGCAGGAGGGAAGACAGCGAGGAGCUCUGCGUCUGUGUGGCUCAGUAGGAAGACAGACAGGCAAAAUGUUAAAUCUCUCCCUCCAUGUUCACUGUUAUUUAGUCUACUCAAUCUCACUGAGAGCAAAAAGAAGAAGAGUAAUAACAGAGCGAUAAUAACAACAACAAUGAACUUUCACAAUAAAACUAUUUUGAUAUUUUAACGUGCUAGAAAAUGAUUUAUUUUGUUAAUGAUCAAACGCAAUUAACCUUGGGCUAUUAUGAAAAAUGUUUCACAUAUUUUUUUGUGCAAUAUUACUGCUAAUUUAACCAGAUCAUCAUUAAUGUAAAAUUGUUGUUGUGAUUAUUCUUAGCGUUAUUACGGGCUAGCCGCCGCGUUUGCAGAACACUACCGUCUGGAAUGAGGAAGUUUUUGAUUUUCAAUGUUGUUUUCACUCUAAUUUUAGAUCUCGAUGACUUUUACUGUGAAUUUUUUCUUCCAUGCAGAGCCGCUGGGACUGUCAGUGAGCUGUGCGUAAUUGUGUCAAAGUGUCAAGCAUGAGUGUGCACAAUAUGUGGAAGAGUGAGGGCCUGUAUUAUUUUUGUAACCCCCAUAUUAUAUAAUUUCCGUUUAUAACAUGAAGUCAGAUUUGAAUACUGUAAAUUGUCUUCCAAUAUUGAUACCGAAAGAAAUGCAAACAAAUAAUGUGAGUGACUGCGACGACCGUCCGAACUUCAUUGUUAUUAUGAGUCUGAGUUUUCUAUGGGCCUCUGUUAGUCUUAUUUCCAUUCUAAUCAGUGUUAACAGUAGUACUUGUAGCUAAUAGUCGUGUUGAAGAUGUUUGUUCUUGGGCAUUAACAGAAACCUCUGACCGGAGGGAGCAGAAAAAAGAAGACAUAGAAUAAAUACAUUUGUACAGAUUCAGGUAAAGGUGACUUACCUGAGCAGAAAAACAAACAAAAAAAAAAAACCUAAUCAUUUUUUUCUAUGAAAAGUCCCAAAGUGAGACAUGCAAACUCAUCAUUUUCAGUGGCAAAAAAAUAUAUAUACAGUAUGUAUAUGUUGGGUUGAGAGGGUUUUAAAAAAAAAAAACACUACAGAGAAAAAUCUUUUGAGAAGAUACGUGUACAUUGUAAUUAUGCAUACAUCUCUUUGUAAAGUCUAUCGAUAUGUUUUUUCGGGACCACUGUUCAAACUGAGUAUGCAUUUUGGGCAGGUGUGGCUGAAAGUGUUUCUCUUCCCUGGACUCUUUGUCGGGUAGUUUCAUCCGCUGAAUUUGUCCUCGCCCCCCUCAACAUUCGGUCACAGGAUCGGCGUUCCCUUAUUUUAUCACGCCAGUAACAGUUUCACCGCAGAGACGACAUCUUAACCUCCCCAAAGAUUCUUUUCACUGUGCUUCCCCUGUGACCGGCCGACUCGGGAUUCUGAACUCUGACCUUGUUUAUGUUGAUGAGAAUGUAAACACAUGUAAAAACCCAGCAGCCUGCCCGCCCCCCAGCCCAUCCCGCUCUCUCUAUUAAACUGUCCCGAGUGACUGCAGAUGCGGGUCGAGAACCAUGGACACACCGCUACGUGAUAAAAUGAAGAAACUAAAAACAAAAACAACCAGACACUUCCAGAUUCUCUACGAUUUUUUGUUUUGUUUUGUUUUGUUUUGUUUUCAUUUCUUUAAUUUCAUUUCAGAAAAAGAAUAAUGUGAUUAAAAACUGCACACAGAUAGCAUUUAUGUGUGCAAUAUGAAUAGUAUGUAGUUGAGAAUAGAUAUAUCUAGACAAAUGAUUAUGGUUUAUCUAAAUGUGUGAUAAACUUAAACACUGUAUUGCACGAAGUUUAUAAAAAAAAAAAACAAUAACAAA